UCAUUAUUGAUUACUUUUUAAAUUAUUUUAGUAAAAAAAAAAAACUAAUUAUUGAAAAGGUAUUUCUUUACAGCAAGGUGCAGUUAAACAGUGAAUGGCGUACUGUAUGUUUAUGCCAUAGGUUUAUGCUAGAUAACUUUUGAUCAAGGAAAUUAAGCAAUUCUCCUGUCUCGAUAAUCCAAAUCCCCAAACGAAAGAAACUGGGCUCGUUUACGCUCGUUUUUGGACAUGUUGAACCAGGCUGGGUGGGUUGUUUUUCUUACAGGAUCUGGCAACACGUGUAAUCGGUGGGGGACUGACAUUGUGAAUGGAAUCCCUGGGAGCCCCAAAAGUGCAUUAAGACUGACAAAAACAGAGUUUGGAAACGCCGUUCAAAAGAUAUGGCAGACAAAGAACAAGAUGAUAUGUGCAGUAUCUAUCCGGUAGUGCUGCCAUCUGGGAGUGAAAUCAAGGCUCGUGUGCAGCACUUCAUAGAGGAUCAGUUGCAGAGCACCAUGUGGACUGGUGUGCUGAUUGGAGCUGCAGUUGCAGUUUCACUUAUCAGUAUUGUUGCCUUUUUUCUGUACAGAAGAUACAAGGCUGGAGAAGAGAAAAAUGAAGGUCCUAAAUAUCGUUUCAGAAAAAGAGACAAAGUGAUGUUUUAUGGCAGGAAGAUAAUGAGGAAGGUCCAGACCUUGUCCUCACCACCCACCUCAGGUCCAGUAUCUCAAAAGCGAACCAGAAAAAGAGCAAAAGUUCUGUCAAUAGCUCGCAAAAUCCUGCGUAUCCGAAAGGAGCCACCAACCCUGCAACCGAAAGAACCCCCUCCUUCACUCUUGGAAGCAGAUCUGACUGAAUUUGACAUGCAGAACUCUCACCUGCCCUCUGAAGUCCUGUAUAUGCUGAAAAAUGUGAGGGUUCUGGGUCAUUUUGAGAAGCCUCUGUUCCUGGAACUGUGUCGACAUAUGGUGUUUGUGCAGCUGCAGCAAGGGGAAGGAUUAUUCCGGCCAGGUGACAUCGAUGACAGUAUCUUUGUGGUGCAGGAUGGGCGUCUUGACCUGUGUAUCCAUGAGAGUGAUGGGACUGAGGUUGUGGUGAAGCACGUUUUGCCUGGAGACAGUGUUCACAGUCUUCUCAGCAUCCUUGAUGUCAUCACUGGUUAUCCAGCUCCCUACAAAACCGUCUCAGCCAGAGCAGCAGCCCCAACUACUGUUCUCCGGCUCCCUGCACAGGCUUUCCAGUCCGUCUUUGAGAAAUACCCAGAGACCCUAGUCCGAGUUGUUCAGAUUAUCAUGGUGCGACUUCAGAGAGUUACCUUUCUUGCCCUUCACAACUACCUGGGCCUGACCACAGAACUUUUCAAUCCGGAAAGUCAAGCUGUUCCACUUGUGUCAGUGGCUGGUGUUGUAGGAGAGGCCAGUCCAGGCAAAGGACUACGCAGACACUCACAGACAAUUGAGGAAGUGUCUGACAAAGUCUCACAGAGGUCCUUGGACCAUUACAGUGACACAAGUCAGAUAUACAGAGGAGAGGAUGGUGGUAAGCCCAUCCAUACAGAAAGUCCAAAUGCUUUAUUCGGGAAGUCUCGCUCACUGUCAACCCCUUUUGACAGUGCACAUGCUGGGUCUCCUGACCACAAUAUGACCUUUGACAGACCAAGCAUUACAAAAGAGAAUGCCCCUUCAAGUCCUAUUGUCAUUCAUAAGUCUGUUCGGAAGAAGUCGGUGACUAUGCAACAUUCUCCUUCAGCUGUGUUUCACUACUCGGACACUGGGGGUCACUCCAGCCACAUCCACCACUGUAAAGUUAAUGCCAUUUUCCAAGCUGCCAAGAAGGACUUGCUCAAGAUUAUACAGCUUCAGGACCCUAGUCUUCUGGAAGACAGGGUGACUCUGAGACAAGUUAAAGCGGGCUCUGUGGUUGCAAGCGAGGGAGACCAGGAUGUGAGCGUGCAGUUUGUCAUCUCAGGAGCUCUUCAUGUGUACCAGAGAAUGAUUGACAGAGAAAAAGAAACAUGUCUUUUUGUGACUCACCCUGGAGAGAUGGUGGGCCACUUGGCUGUUCUCACAGGAGAGCCUCUCAUCUUUUCUGUGCGCGCCCACCGUGACUGCUGCUUCCUGUCUAUCUCCAAAGCACACUUCUAUGAGAUAAUGCGUGCUGAGCCUCGAAUGGUGUUAAAUGUAGCUCACACCGUGGUACGGAGGGUCUCCCCCUUUGUCCGACAGAUUGACUUUGCCCUGGACUGGAUGGCACUGGAGGCCGGACGGGCUGUCUAUAGACAAGGUGAUAAGUCAGACAGCACUUUCAUUGUUCUGAGUGGCCGCUUGCGCUCUGUCAUCAUGAAGGAUGAUGGGAAAAAAGAGCUUGCUGGAGAGUAUGGACGGGGAGACCUCAUUGGUGUGGUGGAAACUUUGACUCAUUUGAACAGAGCCACCACAGUCCACGCAGUCCGAGACUCUGAACUGGCCAAACUGCCUGAGGGAGCUCUCAACUCUAUUAAGAGGAAAUACCCACAGGUUGUAACUCGUCUGAUUCAUCUUCUUGGGCAGAAAAUCUUGGGUAACAUGCAGCAAGUGAAUGAUCCACUAUCAGUGUGUAGCCUGGGUUUUCGCACCCCAACCAGCAAGUGGGAGGCAGGUAACCCAGCCGCCAAUCUGUCAACGGUCGCCAUUCUGCCUGUUUCUGAGGAGGUGCCUUUGACUGCCUUCACGCUGGAGCUGCAGCAUGCUCUCAGUGCUAUUGGCCCCAUUUUGCUUCUAACCAGUGACAUCAUCAGACAGCACCUAGGUGUUGCAGCCUUGGACAGUGUUCAUGAGUACCGUUUGUCAAGCUGGUUGGGUCAACAAGAGGACAUCCACCGGAUUGUUCUAUAUCAGUCUGACAGUUCUCUGACUCCUUGGACUCAACGUUGCAUCAGACAGGCAGACUGCAUCAUCAUAGUGGGUCUGGGGGAACAGGAGCCCACUGUGGGAGAGCUGGAGCGUAUGCUGGAGAGCAGUGCCGUGAGAGCUCAGAAGCAGCUGAUCCUGUUGCACCGUGAGGACGGGCCUCCACCCAGUGGAACAGCAGAAUGGCUCAACAUGCGCAGCUGGAUCUCUAGACAUCUGCACCUGUCAUGCCCUCACAGGGUCUUCUCCAGGAGGAGUCUACCCAAACUGAGAGAGAUGUAUCAGCGGGUAUGUGAGAAGCCUCCCGACCGGCAUUCUGACUUCUCGCGUCUGGCUCGGAUCCUGACAGGAAAUGCUAUCGCUCUGGUGCUGGGAGGAGGGGGGGCCAGAGGCUGCUCUCAGGUGGGCAUCAUUCGGGCAUUGAGUGAGGCAGGAAUCCCUGUAGAUCUGAUUGGCGGCACCUCCAUUGGUUCCUUGAUAGGAGCGCUCUAUGCUGAAGAGCGAAACGUCAGUCGUAUGACCGUUAGGGCACGCCAGUGGGCCAUGGAUUUUGGAUCAAUAUUUAAGAAGAUCACAGACUUGACCUACCCAGUGACAUCUAUGUUUACUGGAGCAUCAUUUAACUCCAGCAUUAGUGGAAUCUUCCGGGACAAACAGAUUGAGGACCUUUGGAUCCCAUAUUUCAACAUCACUACAGACAUCACUGCCUCCUCCAUGAGAGUGCACACUUAUGGCUCUCUGUGGAGGUAUGUGCGUGCCAGUAUGUCUCUGUCUGGAUAUCUUCCCCCUUUAUGUGACCCUAAAGAUGGGCACUUGCUUAUGGAUGGAGGCUACAUCAAUAACCUACCUGCUGACAUAGCUCGCUCCUUGGGUGCCAAGAUGGUGAUUGCCGUUGAUGUCGGUAGUCAGGAUGAGACCGAUCUGACAAACUAUGGAGACUCUUUAUCUGGAUGGUGGCUGCUAUGGAAACGCUUGAACCCGCUGACAGAAAGAGUGAAGGUGUUGAACAUGGCAGAGAUUCAGACCCGUCUGGCCUACGUGUGUUCUGUGCGUCAACUGGAGCUGGUAAAAGACAGUGACUACUGCGAAUACCUUCGACCACCCAUAGAUCGCUAUGGCACUUUGGAUUUUGGCAAAUUUGAUGAGAUUGCUGAUGUUGGCUACCUGCAUGGGAAAACCGUGUUUGACGUGUGGUGUCGGAGUGGAGUGAGGGAGACAAUGCUCAAAGACCAACAUCAAGAGGAAUUCCACAAAUCUAGGAGCACAAAUGUGACCUGUCCCAAUGCUUCUUUCACCGAUCUGGCUGAAAUAGUGUCCAGAAUAGAGCCAGUGAAGCAGGCCGUUGUGGAUGAGGAGUCUGAGUACCAGACAGACUAUGAUGAAGAUGCAGUACUGUCAGACUUCGAUUUGUCCAAUCCAAACAGCGAACACAGUGAGCAUACUGAAGAAGAAGAGGAGGAGGAGGAGGAGACAGCAGAUACGGCUGAUACAGAUGAUGACAUGGAGAUCAGGACAAGGCGACAUCGAGCACUCAAACACAGUAGCCAUCAUACCACCUGACCUCAGAUAAUUCUAUAAAUAAGUCUACAGUAGUAUGAGCCUUUAGACUAAUGAUCAAAAGUUUGUGCUCAUCAAGGAUGCAUUUAUUUGAUUAAAAUACGGUAAAAACAGUAAUAGUGUUAAAUAUUAUUACAAUUUAAAAUGACUAUUAUCUAUUUUAAUAUAUUUUAAAAUGUAAUUUAUUCUUAUGAUGGCAAAGCUGAAUUUAGUGCUCAAGACAUAUUUCACAUUUCGAUGUUGAAAACAGCUGUGCUGCUUAAUAUUUUUGUAGAAACCACGAUACAUUCUGUUUUCAGGAUUCUUUGAUGAAUGGAAAGUUCAAAAGAACAGCAUUUAUUUGAAACAGAAGUCUCUUGUAACAUAAAUACUGUGAUUAAUUAUAGUUCUUUUAAAUUUUAUUUAUGUUUCACAGUAUUGCUGUUUUUAUUGUAUUUUUGAUUAAAUAAAUGCAGCCUUAAGAGACUGGUAGUGUAUAAGGGGAUUUUAACAAGUGACAUCAUCAGUAAUGACUUACUUGAAUUGUUAGAAACUAACAGCUAAUCAGAAAAGGAUCUUAAUACAAGAAAGCAAGUGUUAUGGUACUUCUUAUUCCUUUAAUUUCCCAAAGAAUGAGAAUGAGAUUGCGGUCUAUCAGUAUUGAGCCCUAGAUAUCAAUCAGCCAACACUGAGCUCUCUCUGAUUCCAGUGACAAUUGAUAAACAUCUAUAAGUGCUGUUCUUCCCUUUACAUUUAGUAUUACACCAGGUCAGUAAUAUUUGAAAAAAAUCUAUUUUUAAUGCAAGCUGUCAAUGCAACCUCAACACAGUUUUACUGUGUGAAAAGAUAAGCUGUUUCGUGUCUGUAUUAUCUUGUUCGUGAAGUUAUAAGCAGUGACAUAAAGUCUGUUUCUUUGAAGUUUCAACUUUUAGAAAAAAUAGUUCAAACUGUGUAACCAGGAGAGAAGGAUGAACUAAUAAAUGUUAGUCUAAGAGAUUAUUCUGAUUCAUUUGUGUCAUUAAAUCACUAUAUAAACAACUUUUAUUUUGGGUCAUAGGUAAACUGUUUGAAGCAGUUGAUGAUAUUUGGCAAUGCUUUGUGUUAUUUGGCCCAUUAAAAGUUCAAAAUUG
Molecule: messenger RNA, 5533 nt
Organism: Ctenopharyngodon idella (grass carp)
Lineage: Eukaryota; Metazoa; Chordata; Actinopteri; Cypriniformes; Xenocyprididae
Gene: pnpla7b
Product: patatin-like phospholipase domain containing 7b
Exons: 36
Coding region: 381-4427 (1348 amino acids)
Biological process (GO): lipid metabolic process
Cellular component (GO): endoplasmic reticulum
Molecular function (GO): phosphatidylcholine lysophospholipase A1 activity
Source: RefSeq, a predicted model, not a curated record